Messenger RNA from Prorocentrum cordatum, 5952 nucleotides. The record is from the annotation of a GenBank genome assembly. NCBI's taxonomy places the organism in Eukaryota, Dinophyceae, Prorocentrales, Prorocentraceae.
AUGGGGGCGCAGUCCGCCCUCAUCGAGACCUUCCAGUCUGCAGGAAUCCGUGCUCUCGAGCUGCUGGCGCUGCGCCAGUCCCUGAUCUCGGCGGUGCCCCAGUGCCCCGCGGUCUCGCUGGCGUGCCCGCCCGCGAACGUCUCUUGCCCCGUCCAGGUCUGCCCAGCGCUGGCCUGCCCGACCCCAGCGUGUCCCGUGCCGCUGGUGGAUCUCUCCUGCCCGCCUGCAGGAGCGGAGCUCGUCCCUGACGGGCUCGACAUCCCCUCGGCCUGCUGGGGAUACCUGGCAGGAGCCUCUGCGGGGCUCGGGCUGGGCGGCGCACUCUGGCGGCGGGGCGGCCGCGUCGACGCCGAGGCGACAGGGUAUGACCUGCCUGGGGCGCCGGUGUAUCAUGAGAGGCUCGUGACAGGGGUCUCGAUUGGGGAUCCAGGUCUUGUCAGCACGUUCUCGCCAGACGGGGACCACUACGCCGAGUACACGACGUCCGACGACCUCAGAGAUGUGCGGUGGUCGGGAGCGCAGGGCGCCACCCCCCCUGGGGUCAACCCCGCCCACGUCUACCGCUUCCGACAGGUGCCAACGGCGGCCGAGGUCCAGCAGCUGAUCCGCGAGGGCUCGCUCCUGAUCGGGGGGGUGGCGCCGCUUGCUGCCGCUGUUCCUGCCGCCGCAGCGGCGCCCGUGGCGGCUCCCCCCGCGGCGGCCGCACCGCAGGGGGCCAUCGUGCCUCGAGGCGCUGGCGUGGUGGGAGGGGUCCCCCGCGCCGGGGCCGCGGCCGCCCCCACAGUGGCUGGCACAGUUUGGCUGGCUAUUGAGGACUUCCAGGGGAUGCGGCGCGGCGAGCAGAUGCCUGAUCCUCUCCCUCAGGGUGCCGUCGUACACGGGGAGAUGGCGCUGGUGCCUCAUGGAGGGGGCUUCGUCGGAGCGCGCCAGGUGGCCCUAGCCGACGUGGAUGCCUUCGUCGUGGACGACCUGCGCGUGCUGCCUGUGCGUUUCAACCAGCAGGGGGCGCGCCGUCGCCCUUACAGCGAGGCCGUGGACAUGCAGAUCGUGGAUGAGCCUGAGGGAGGCAUCAUGCUGCAAGGCCCUCGCACUACGGAUUGGGUGCUGAGGUCGUAUCGGGAUGCCGGGCUCACGCCAGCCUGUGGUAGUGACAGUGGACGCCCUCCUGGGCUGAGUGCAGCGGACGAUCGCCAGCGUGAUCUGUUCCCGCUGCCCUCCAUUCAGCCGACUCCGCCUACUUCUGCGCCAGCGUCUACGUCGACGAGGCGAAGGCUGGCACAUAGGCGGCAGACGGAGCAGUGUGCCAAUGAUGCCAUUGCGGGCCUCAACGCUCUCCAUCCUCCGUGCGAGCAGCGUGGGCCCAUCACGGCGGCUCAGCGGCUUGCUACCGCCACCAUUUUGAACGAGGUCAGAAUGGCCCCGAAGUCUGACACUCACGUUUCUCGCCGUGGAGCCGCGAAGGAGCUCCUGGCCUCCAGCCUGUCCUACACCGCGGACGAGGCACCGAGUCCCGUGGUAAGGUACGUCAGAUCCCGAGUCGACAUCCCAGAAGUGGGUGCGGUCAUACCUCCUGUUGAGUCGGUGCUCGACGGGAUCGGGAGGAGCUACGUGCUGGACUACGAGCAAGCCAUGUUGAAGACUCCUGACGAGUGGUCCCGCGUCUUGGAUAGCGAGCCGCCCGUCACCCCCUACAUGGAUGAAGUUUUGAAGCGUGACCCAGUGGCAUACCACACUUUCAUCGGCGACCUGGUGAAGGCUAACAUGCUGGGUUUCACGUACCGCCCGAAGGAUUUAGUCACUCCCUUUUUCGUGGCCAAGAAGAGUGGAGCGCAGCGUCUAGUGUGGGACGCUAGAGUGCCAAAUCGACGUUUUCGCGACCCGCCGCCGCUGGCCAUGGGGACAUCGGCGGCGUACGGUCGCCUACAGCUACCUGAUGAUCGUAAGGAGGACGGCAGCUUCAACACCAAGCUUUUCUGCGCCCAGGCUGACGUGCGCAACUACUUCUACGCUCUCGGCCUGAGGGAGGAGCUGGGACUGUUCUUCUCGCUGCCUCCGGUGUCGCAGGCUUCGUUGUCGCAAUGGGGGGUUGAGGCAGUGGGCACUCCCGAGGGCCCCUCGGGGGGCUGGGUGUGGCUGUUCCUGCGGGUCGUUCCGAUGGGCUGGUCUUGGGCUUUCUGGCUUGGGCAGCGUGCGAAUGCGCACGUCUGCUGCUCUGCCUCGGGGCUCGGGUUCCCGCGGGUGCUGACCGAUCACGGUCCGGUGCCCCCGCUCGACGGGGGGGUCCCUUGCCUCCUCCCCUAUUGCGAUAACAUCAACGUCAUCGGCACCGACCCUGUCAGAUGCAAUGUUUUGAUGCACCAGAUCUGCGACGCCUGGAGGAAGCAUGGCGUGCAGAUUCACGAGGUGGUCGAGGCCACUGACGUCUUCACCAGCCUCGGCCGUCUGAUCGACGGCGCGUCUGGGCGAGUUUUCUCACGGCCCGAGCGCUCCGAGCGCCUCCGCCAAGCUUCACUGUGGCUAGAGCAGCGCCCUAGAGUCACGGGGAGGGAGGUGGAGAGGUACGUGGGUCAUCUCAUUGAUCAUCUGAUGCUGAAGAGGGAGCUGCUCUCGAUCCUCAGGAGUUUAUAUGAUUUCGUCAGAGAGUGCUAUCACGUGCGAGCCCGUCUCUGGCCCUCGGCUGCCCGCGAAGUCGAGCAGUGCCGUCGCCUGCUGCCGCUGAUGUCUGCCAACCUUCGGCUUCAGUGGUCGCCGACGGUCUUCGCUUACGACGCGUGUUUGACGGGUAUGGCCACGUGUCAGACAACACUGUCAUCAGAUCUUGUCAAGCGCAUCGGGUCAGUCAGUGAGAGAUGGAGAUAUCGCAUGCCUUCGGCUAUCUCGGCACGCCGUUCUGCUCUGGGAGUCCGUUCUGGAGGCCAUGAGGCCUCGGAGGGGCCGUUCGACGUCUUCAGCGACAUCGAGACCGUCAAGGCCCCCAAGAGCACCAGCAUGGACCUCAUCAAGGACCCCUGGGAGCUCAACCCGCAGUUCACAGAGGUGCCCGUACAGGCUCUGCAGGGCCCCCAGUGGAAGCAGGUGGUCUCGGCCAGGGUUCACGCUGCCUACUCCGUCGCCACUGCGUCGCGGUUCGAGCAUCGGUGGAUACCUUCGGAGCUCAACCCCUCCGAUGAGGGGUCGAGGCGCUGGGAUGCCAAGUCGGGAGGUCGCCCAGCUGCCAGCCCCAAGAUCGUGCAGAAGAGCUUUUUGAAGGGCAGGCCGUUUGUUGGGGCGACGAAGGAGGAGAGGAUUGCUCACCGUCUGCGGGCCUCUGGGCCGUUCACGAUGGUGGGGGAGGACGAGAGGAGCUUCCUGGAGUGGAACGCGGUGGCGCCCGAGACCCAGGCAGACUACAAGGACGCCCUCGACGACUUCCAGACGUUCGUGGACCUUUUCGAGCUGCCGCUGCACACCGCGGCUCAGGUCGACCUGGCGCUGAUGAACUACGCCGAUUACGCCUGGAGCAUCGGGCUCGAGAGAGCCGCCGUCCUGAAAACCUAUGCCGCGUACAUCUCGGCGCACCCCGACUUUUCCCGAAAGGGGUCGCUCCGCCUGCCGCGUUUCUGUCGGGCCCUCCAGGGUUGGAGGCGCCUGGACCCAGGCCAGACGCGCCCGCCCAUGCCCUGGCAAGUGGUCGCGCUGGUCGCGCUGGCGAUGGCCACGCAGCUGGGGCCCCCGCGCGCGGCGCUCAUGGUGGUGACGAUGUUCUGGGUGUACCUCAGGCCCUCCGAGGCCGUCGGCCUUCGCGAGCAGGACCUCUUCCUCCCCUCGGGCUCGUGCACGGACUACGGCUUCAACCUGCACCCCAGCGCGAGGGGCGAGUACAGCAAGACCAGCUUGUCGGACGAGAGCCUGCUCCUCGAUUCGGUCGAGGUGCCCUGGCUGGGCCCGCUGCUGGCGCGCGCGAGGUCGGGGGACCCGCAGGCGCCGCUGUUCCGUCUCACCGCCGCGCAGCUGGGCGUCAUGUGGCGUCAGUCGCUGGAGCUGGCCGAGGCCCACGCGCUGGCGCAGCAGGAGCUGGCGGCACUCCCAGUCGACGUCCGCCGCAGGGCCGAGGCGGCGCCCGCGAAGCUGCACGCCGAGCUCGAGAGGCCGUUCGUCGAGCUCAUGUGCGGCUCCGCCACCUUGGCCAAGGCCGUCCACGCCGCCGGCUGGGCUUCGGAAGGCUGGGACUAUGCUGACGACCCGCGAGCCGACCUUCUUGAUGAGUCCCUCGUCGACAGUCUGGUUUUGAGGAUCUCACGGAAGGAAGUCGCAGGGGUGCAUGUCGGCCUGGACUGCAAAACGUGGAGCCGGGCAAGGAAGAACGAUGGACAGGGUCCGCCGCCGCUCAGGGACGAUGCGAAUUUGCACGGCCUACCUCUGCUGGCGGCGGCAGACGCUGAGAAGGUGAGGAUCGCCAAUCGUCUGCUCGCUAAUGUUCUGCGCCUGCUGGCGGCGGCCGUCGAGGCGGGAGUCCCCUUCUCUCUCGAGAGCCCUCGCACGUCUCGCCUCUGGCUGGUCCCAAAGCUGCUGGACAUGGCCCGCGACGCUCACGCCGAGUGGGCUUAUGUUGAUUAUUGCCAGUAUCAGGUCAGCGCCAUCGUGCUGCCCUGUCACCGCCUGCCGCUCGUUCUCUUGAUUUGCUUCGAAGCAGCGGAGCAUGCCGAAGCCCUGCCGGCCCUGCCGGCCUUGCCGGCCCUACCGGCCCUGCCGGCCCUGCCUGCCCUGCCGGCCCUGCCGGCCCUGCCGGCUUUGCCGGCCCUACCGGCCCUGCCGGCCCUACCGGCCCUGCCGGCCCUGCCGGCCCUGUCGGCCCUGUCGGCCCUGCCGGCCCUGCCGGCCCUGCCGGCCCUGCCGGCCCUACCGGCCCUACCGGCCCCGCCCUGCCGGCCUUACUGGCCCUACCGGCCAUGCCGGCCCUGCCGGCCCUGCCGGCCGCUGCCGGCCCUGCCGGCCCUGCCGGCCGCUGCCGGCCCUGCCGGCCGCUACCGGCCCUGCCGGCCGCUUACCGGCCCUGCCGGCCUCUGUUUUUUUCUGGGUCGCCGAGGCGGCUCCGCCCUGUGGCACAAGAACAUCAAGAACGCCGUCCUCGCGAGCAUCAUCAAGACGGGGAGCCUCGAGGGCAUCAAGUAUGAGGGCAUCGUCCACCGCAAGUACAAGCGGCGAGGCGAGCUGCUCUGCGCGAUCUUUUACAAGACGCACGUCGAGCAGAGCACCGAGAUGCUCGACGGCUUCGACGACCAAGACACGAGCGUCGAGAAGUUGUUCGGCAUUUUGCCGAGCUUCCGAGCGGAGCUGCACGACGAGGCCAAAACGCACGACGCUUUUCUCGGCGAUAAGGCCGAGAAGAUGCCCGAGGGAGCCGCGACCGAGGUCGUCAAGCAGGCCCUCGGCGAGGCCCCCCAAGAUCUGCAAGCGCUGCACGAGGCGACGCCCCCAGUGGACAAGCAAUUCAAGCCGCUCUUGCCGAGCGGCAGCGCCGAGCAGGGCAAGGGGCAGUUCGAGUCGGUCGCGGUCGUGCCAGAGAAGGCAAAGAACUACUUCGACGCCUUCAAGCAGUUUUGCCUCGAGGAUCAAGCAAACGAGCGCAUCUGCAUCGCGAAUGCCAUCGUUGCGCGGCGCUGGCAAGUCUCCAAGGCCCCCCAGAAGAAUGACGAGCUCGAAGAGCACAAGUACACCGCCAAGCGCCUCAAGCGCGACGAGGGCCCCGAGGACAACAAGAAGCUCGAGCAUCAGAAGAUGUUCUUCGACAUGUACAUCAAAAACAAGUCCCCGAGCUACUCCAGGAUCAACACCGAGUGCAACGAGAUGGCGGCCGAGAAGACGCGCAAGCAGGAGUUCGAGAAGUCCGAGGGUGGAGGUUUGAGCCGAGCAGGCCCAGCGCGAGGCUCCAUCGAGGACCCUUUCGGCAACGAGGCCCUGCCGUGCCGGUAG